ACAGUUGGAAGACAGCUCAGUGAGCGGAGAGUAACAUCUUAGGCACAAGUUCCUUAUCUUUUAGUUUUACUGGGUAGGAAUAGGAUCUUGAACCAACCUCACCCCACUCUUGCACUGCACAAUUUCUUCACUCCUUCACAACUCACAUGGCGGUCACACUCACUCUCCUAAAGCUUCCAAUUCUUCCUAACAAGCCACGCCCAUCAACCUCAAAACUUGUUCCACUUCCUUCCAUCUUAAACAUACCAAAACAUUCUCCUAACCCACAAAAGCUCCCCUUCUUAGAUCAAAACAUCCAUUCUCUCAAGCCUGCUUUUCUUUCCCUCUCAGCAAUCACAUUUCCAUUCUUACUAGAUCCCAAGGAUGCACUUGCUGCUGGAGGAGAGUUUGGGAUAUUGGAAGGAAGAUCAUUUGCUCUCAUACACCCCAUUGUCAUGGGUGCUUUCUUCUUCUAUACUUUGUGGGCAGGGUAUUUGGGGUGGCAAUGGCGGCGAGUUAGGACUAUCCAGAAUGAUAUCAAUGAACUCAAGAAACAAGUCAAACCUACCCCAGUCACCCCAGAUGGGAAUCCAGUGGAAGCACCACCAUCACCGGUUGAACUCCAAAUACAGCAACUCACUGAGGAAAGGAAAGAUCUGAUCAAAGGUUCCUAUAAGGAUAGACACUUCAAUGCAGGAUCCAUACUUUUAGGAUUUGGGGUGCUUGAGUCAAUUGGUGGGGGAGUGAACACAUGGCUUAGAACAGGAAAGCUAUUUCCCGGUCCACAUUUAUUUGCAGGAGCAGGUAUUACCGUUUUAUGGGCACUGGCAGCAGCCCUAGUACCAUCGAUGCAAAAAGGAAAUGAAACAGCCAGAAAUCUUCACAUCGCGCUGAAUGCAGUGAACGUUCUGCUCUUUGUGUGGCAGAUUCCCACUGGAAUUGACAUUGUGUUCAAGGUGUUUGAGUUCACAAAAUGGCCUUGAAUGUAUGAUUCCAAUGUGUGAAUUCCCUGGUCUUUUACUUUCAAUCUAGCUUUCUGGCAACAUCAAAUAGUGCGAGUUUUGGCAUUCUCCUUUUUCCUUUAGCCAUGUACCAUGAUUGAGUGCCAGACAAGCAUUAUAUAAUUGCAUUACACCAUUCUUUAGUGUAAAUUGUUAUAUAAAGAACAUAUCACAUUCGGAUUAUUGCGUAAUAAGUCUCGCACCUUGCUUUUA
Molecule: messenger RNA, 1193 nt
Organism: Cajanus cajan (pigeon pea)
Lineage: Eukaryota; Viridiplantae; Streptophyta; Magnoliopsida; Fabales; Fabaceae
Cellular component (GO): chloroplast thylakoid
Source: RefSeq, a predicted model, not a curated record